Pistacia vera is the source of this 2153-nucleotide messenger RNA. Its product is annotated as small RNA degrading nuclease 3. Bases 89 to 1714 code for a protein of 541 amino acids. Gene Ontology annotation, cellular component: nucleus. Gene Ontology annotation, biological process: nucleobase-containing compound metabolic process. Gene Ontology annotation, molecular function: 3'-5' exonuclease activity; nucleic acid binding. The record is from RefSeq and is a predicted model, not a curated record. Lineage: Eukaryota; Viridiplantae; Streptophyta; Magnoliopsida; Sapindales; Anacardiaceae. The transcript has 13 exons.
CAGAGUUGUAAACCCUAAACCCUUAAACAUCUUCUUCCCGGUUUUUUCACUAGCAAGUAGCCGCAAAUCUGUAACCCGAAUACCCAAAAUGGACCAGAAACUCGAAAUUUUAGAGAAAAAGGUUCUUGUUGGAAUUGUUAAGAUGGUCCAAAAGCAAGGAAUGCAGGGUACUGCUGGUGGUUGGAAGGACUUUUUGAAUAGUUAUGACAAAAAGUUCGGCUCUAGUUUAAGUGAUCCGGCUAAGAGGUCCAAUGACGUUUUGGUAUCUUUUCUAAAGACAUUUACAAAGGAGGAUGAUUUAAAGUUUAUUGCAAAAGUACUGCAACGUCAUCAGAAUCGUUAUAUAUUGGAGCUAUAUGAAAAGAAAUCUCCUGAUGAUGAAUCCCCUGAGCAGAGGCUGGUCCGUUUAACUCUUCAACACCCUCAGUAUGCAUUGGAUUAUAUGUUCCCAUCGUGCAAUGAGGAGUGGGUCGUUACCAAACUUGGUGACAAAUCCAAAGCGAUGACAUCUAACACAAUGUAUGCUGUUGAUUGUGAGAUGGUUCUCUGUGAAGAUGGCAGUGAGGCUUUGGUGCGGGUGUGUGUUGUUGAUCGCAAUUUAGAGGUGAAGUUGGAUGAACUUGUGAACCCUAAUAAAGCAGUUGCUGAUUAUAGAUCUGAGAUUACUGGAGUUACUGCUGAAGAUCUGGUUGGUGUUACCUGUUCAUUGGCAGAAAUACAGAAAAGAAUGAAGAAGCUACUAUCACAUGGGAUCAUUUUAGUGGGCCACAGUUUGAAUAAUGACCUACAUGCGCUAAAAGUAGAUCAUCCAAGAGUCAUUGAUACCUCCUUAAUCUUCAAAUACGCGGAUGGAAAUAGAAGACCUUCUUUGAAUAAUCUGUGCAAGUCUGUGCUGGGCUAUGAAAUUCGGAAAAAUGGUGCUCCACAUGAUUGUUUAGAUGAUGCAUGUGCUGCAAUGAAACUAGUUCUUGCUGUAAUAGAGCGUGGAGUUGAUAAUGCUAUGACCAUUGUUCAAGAAGAUGUGGCAGAAAUAGACAAGGCAAAGCUACUUCUCCACAGGAUACCAGUCAAUGUGCCUUGUGAAGAAUUACACAGAGUGAUUCCUGGGGACUUCACAAUCGAAGUCAAGACAUCAAAAAGAGGUCAAGGAGACAAGUAUUCUGCUGUUGCUAUUUUUAGCAGCCCACAAGAGGCAUGUCAAGCAUUUGAGAAUGUGGAAGGCAGCCAAGAAAAGGAUUCGUCUGGGAGGGGGCAGAAACUUGUCAAAUUCCAAACCAGCAAAGGUGUGACUGCCAGCCUAUAUGUUCGUAAAAUGGCACGUGAUGUUCCUCUUGGCCAGUUUUUGGUUAAGAGAGCUCUCGAAGGAGAGGAGAACUCAGGUGUAUCAAAAAAACAGAAGAUUGAGCAGACAAACAAAGAGAUAGUAGCGGCAUCAAAUGAGUGCAAGUGUAAAGAGCACUUGAAGGAGAUUGAAAGAUUGAGGAAAAUGGUAGACUCAAAUCAGUGUGAUGAUCACUUGAAAGAGAUAGAAAGUUUGAAGCAAGAACUGAGAGAAAAGGAUUUAAAUCAGUGUGAUGAUCACUUGAAAGAGAUAGAAAGUUUGAAGCAAGAACUGAGAGAAAAGGAUUUUCAAAUUUCAACGCAGGAUAAGAUGAUAUCUAUCCUUAAAAAGAAAGUAGAAAUGAAAAAUGACAAAAAGAAUAAAAGAAGGUGAAUAUGCUGCCGUAGAAUUUUAAGCUAUGUCAGUCUAGGCCAGAUGCCACCGCUAAUUUGCUGCAUAUUACGUGUGAUAAGAAAUUUUGGGUCGAAUUUGGAACUUUGAGGAGCAGCCGGUGAAUGUGAUGUGGCCAAUAGAAAGAUAAAUUUAUGAUAUUUCUCAUUGCUUUGAGUGAUUGUCAUUAGUUUUUAACUAGCAAAGGGAAAAACAUUCCAUGGUAUUGUAAUUCAGAUGUAGAAGAAAUGAGGGAAUAUUAUGGGGUGCAGAAAAUGUGGAGCUACAUUGGUUUGAGUUGAGUUUUCAUGGUUUGGAUUGAUUAUUCUUCUGCCAAGCAGUUUUGGACUUGUUCUGGUUCAUAUGCUUAUUUACAAUUUCAUUGUUUUAUUUCUUAACUCUCUCCGUUAAUGGUGUUUCAGUACUCGUUUCAGUAUAGUAA